UCUGCGACCGCCCCUGCUCCCCCUUCGUUUUCAGGGCGACUCUCGUCAAGUGGUGACCGUGUCUGGCUGCGUGUCGCCCCACGUCCUGCCUGUUACGGACGCCGGUGAACUGCUCUGCCACCCGGGGCUGGCCUUUAACCUGAGCUCUGCCAGCGAGCGGCAACUCUCCGCGGUUCGGCUGGUGCCGUUUCCCGAGCCAGCCCGCUGGUUCGUCUCGCUGCGCACCAGCUGCUACAAUGCCAGCUCUGGCAGCCAGCUACCCUGCGUCCGCUCCCAGUACGCAGUGAACCUGGACGUCCACCUCCAGCCGUGUGUGUGGCCCGGCGCGCCGUGUGGAGAGCACGGUAUAUGUCGGGAGAACCACCGUGGUCGGCUCUACUUUACCGCUUGCAGCUGCCUGGACGGUUACCGCGGCUGGGACUGCAGCGACGGCUCGGCAGCAGUACCCUCCGGCCGCCGCCUCCUCUCCGUAUCCCUGCUCACCCUCAGUAACCUGGCACUGCUGCCCGCCGUUGUGCUGUCCCUGCGCCGCCGCCUGGCCACCCUGGCUUUAGUUUACGCUGCGGCUAUGGUGGCCUCGAUGCUGUACCAUCUGUGUGACCAGCUGGGUCGCCAGCUGACGGGCACGGGAUACUGCCUGCUGCGGUUUGAGGUGUUACAAUUCUGCGACUUUUUCGGCUGCGUACUGAGCUGCUGGGUGACCCCUGGUGAGCCUGGCCGAAUGGCGUGUUAG
Molecule: messenger RNA, 733 nt
Organism: Amphibalanus amphitrite
Lineage: Eukaryota; Metazoa; Arthropoda; Thecostraca; Balanomorpha; Balanidae
Product: transmembrane protein 8B-like
Exons: 5
Cellular component (GO): plasma membrane
Source: RefSeq, a predicted model, not a curated record